This is a messenger RNA of Panicum virgatum (switchgrass), 932 nucleotides long. Its product is annotated as transcription factor TGA9-like. Gene Ontology annotation, molecular function: sequence-specific DNA binding. The coding region runs from base 1 to 675 and encodes 224 amino acids. The transcript has a single exon. The record is from RefSeq and is a predicted model, not a curated record. Lineage: Eukaryota; Viridiplantae; Streptophyta; Magnoliopsida; Poales; Poaceae. Gene Ontology annotation, biological process: DNA-templated transcription.
AUGGAGCUGGAGGCGGCGACCCGGCGCUUCCACCUCUGGUUCCGCGGGCUGCGCUCGCUGCGCCGCGACCUGAGCUCGGCCCGCUGGUCCGACGAUCCGGCCCAGCUGGAGGCGCUGGUGGGCCGGUUCGUGGCCCACCUGGAGUCGUACUGCGCCGCGCGCUCCGAGCAGGACCCGGUGUGGACGCUGUCGGCGCCGUGGGCCAGCCCCGCGGAGCGCGGCGCGGCCUACUGGCUCGCCGGGUGGCGCCCCACCACGCUGGUCCACCUGCUCUACACCGAGUCCGGGCGCCGGUUUGAGGCGCAGCUGCCGGACCUCCUCCUGGGCGUGCGGUCGGGGAACCUGGGCGACCUCAGCCCGGCGCAGCUGGCGCAGGUCGACGAGCUGCAGCGGCGCACGGUGGCCGAGGAGGACGCGCUGUCGCGGGAGAUGGCGGAGGUGCAGGAGGGCCGCGGCGUGGUGGCGCCGGGGGGCGGCGAGCUGGACGUGCGCGGACUGGUGCGCCGGGUCCGGGCGGUGCUGGACAAGGCCGACGCGCUGCGGCUGCGCACCAUGAAGCGCGCGGUGGAGAUCCUGCAGCCGGCGCAGGCCGCCGAGCUGCUCGUCGCCGCCGCCGACAUGGAGAUCGGCUUCCGGGAGUUCGGGCUCAAGUACGGAUCGGGCCGCGACGAAUGACCCCGGUUUUUUCCUUUGGAAUUUCUCCCUGCACGCUUUGCCUUGCCUGCUGCUUGGUCCGGGCGGCGGCGUAGGCGUCGUAACUCGUAACCCAGUUUUUUUUAUCCAUCCACCAUCCCCCCAAUUUGUUUGUGUGGUGGCUGUUUUGACUGGGCCUUCUUACCGAGUGCCUACUGGGCCGUGGGCUGUAGCAGGGCAUGCAAAGAAAAUACUAGUAAUAAAAUGCACGAGAUUUGCCUGAGAGUUUUAACGAGAAG